AUGAAUCUUAAGAACUCGUCGCAUUCACAGCCGACGACGGCGAGGAAAGGGAGGAAUUACGGGGGAAUGGUCGGUAGCUACGCGGCGGAGUGCACGGCGGUGGCUUGCUGCUUUCCGCUUGCAAUGGUGGAUAUGCUUUUCCUGGGCCUUUACAGGGUUCCCGCCGGACUUUGCAAGAAGGCCAUCGGAAAGAAGAAACGAAACCGUCAGAACCUAGGCCUGCAUCCUACAACGCCGGUGGAGGAUCUGGACCGGAUGGUGAAAGGAAAGCUAAGUGGGGAAAACGAGGUUGACAGGUCCAAGGAAACCGUCGAUCCGGAGGAGAAGUUAAUGGAAGAGCUUCCAAGAACCGGGUUCUGGAGGGAACCUUCGGGAAUAGAGACGUAUGACGUACCCGCAGCAACGAGGCGAUUUGACUAA
Messenger RNA from Hibiscus syriacus, 420 nucleotides. RefSeq lists its product as uncharacterized. The transcript has a single exon. The coding region runs from base 1 to 420 and encodes 139 amino acids. NCBI's taxonomy places the organism in Eukaryota, Viridiplantae, Streptophyta, Magnoliopsida, Malvales, Malvaceae. The record is from RefSeq and is a predicted model, not a curated record.